Molecule: messenger RNA, 1883 nt
Organism: Penicillium pulvis
Lineage: Eukaryota; Fungi; Ascomycota; Eurotiomycetes; Eurotiales; Aspergillaceae
Product: MFS transporter
Exons: 3
Coding region: 1-1842 (613 amino acids)
Biological process (GO): transmembrane transport
Molecular function (GO): transmembrane transporter activity
Source: RefSeq, a predicted model, not a curated record
AUGGACUCCACAGCUAAGGAAAUUCAAGAAGCUGAGAUUGACGCCGGGUCGCAGUCCUCGCCAUGGCAAGAAAAGCGGAGAAUCUCAGAGGAGGCAGAUAGGCCUGAGACUUCAGGGACGACUGGAUCGUCGUCAGGGUCUAGUAGCUCCAUUGACUACGACCCUCAAUUUCACAGACUCCAGUCGCGAAACACAGAGCUUGAUUUGGAACGCAAUCGCACCAAUGUUUCUCGGACGCUCAGCCGAAUUGAAACCCAGCGCCUUCAGCAUCAGCUCACUGUUGGUGAGAGUGUCAAGUCGCGAGCCUCGAAAACACCACUGCCGCCCUUUGGUGACGGCAAGCCUUACCCUCCACCACUGCCCAAUCGUGAAGACUACGUCGUAGAAUUUGACGGCCCAAAUGAUCCUAUGUAUCCUAAAAACUGGCCCACAAUGACCAAGAUUUACAUCACAGCCAUGCUUGCAUUUACGAGUAUCUGUUCGACUUUCGAUUCCGCGGUCUUUAGCUCCUCAUCACAGAACGUUGCGUCCCACUUUAACGUUAGCCUGGAGGUCUCUGUCCUAUCUAGCACCUUAUACAUUGCCGGUUAUGCCUCAGGCCCGUUGGUCUGGGCACCCCUGUCAGAGCUCAAGGGACGUCGCCCGGGUAUUGUCAUCGCUAUGCUGGGAUUCGGUAUCUUCAACACCGCGGUUGCCGUCUCGAAGGACCUUCAGACCCUCAUGAUCUGUCGCUUUUUCAGCGGUAUCUUUGGUAGUUCGCCGCUGGCAGUCGUGGCAGCGGUCUUCUCGGAUAUCUACGAUAAUCGGACCCGUGGUGUUGCCAUUGCAUUUUUCUCUGGCACAGUGUUUUUGGGACCUCUGGUUGCCCCUUUUAUCGGUGGAUACAUCAACAUGUCAUACCUGGGUUGGCGCUGGACGGCUUGGAUCCCCGCGUUUAUGGGCUACGCGGCUUUCGUCCUGAACCUUUUCUUCCUGAAAGAGUCGUACCCACCCGUUGUUCUCAUUGAAAAGGCAUCAGAAUUGCGACGUCGUACUAAGAACUGGGGAAUCCACGCAAAGCAAGAAGAAAUCGAGGUCGACUUCCGGGAGCUGAUCGUCAACAACUUCUCACGCCCGCUCAAGCUUCUCUUCUAUGAGCCCUUGAUCUUGGCUGUUACGAUCUACUUGAGCUUUAUCUACGGCCUGCUUUACUGCUUCCUGACCGCUUACACAGUCGUUUUCGAGGGCGUGUACGGUUUCAAUGCUGGAGAAAGUGGCCUACCUUUGUUUGGUCUGGUGGUCGGUCUGAUGAUUGCUGCAUCAUACGUUGUCUAUUCUGCGAGUGGCUAUAACAAAAAACUGGACGCUAAUGGCGGCGUCCCCAUUCCCGAAUGGCGUCUGCCCCCAGUCAUUGUCGGAGGUGCUCUUUUCGCUGCUGGACUUUUCUGGUUCGGUUGGACCGGGUUUAGCGGCACUGUUCAUUGGAUUGCGCCUACAUUGAGUGGACUUUUCACCGGAUUUGGCCUCUUGAUCAUCUUCAUUCAAUUGUUCAACUACCUUAUUGACACCUACCUGAUGUUCGCUGCGUCGGCCAUUGCCGCGAACACCUUCUGUCGAUCUAUGGUGGCAGCAAGCUUCCCUCUAUUUUCACGACAAAUGUUUGAAAACAUGGGCAUCCAGUGGGCCUCUACUCUUCUUGGAUGUCUUGCGGCUGUGCUGGUUCCUAUUCCUAUUUGCUUCUAUUUCUUCGGCAAGAGACUGAGAAUGAAGAGCAAGUUUGCUCCCUUCUUCGAGCCUGCGGCGGAGGCGGCUUGCGGUGACGAGGAAGAGACCGAGCGAGACGGCACUGUUGAACAUUCUUGAUAUUCCCACAAAAGUUGCACAUGUAUACCAACCUAAUAUCC